This is a messenger RNA of Vanrija pseudolonga, 1120 nucleotides long. It is a transcript of the gene Hsd17b10, whose product is annotated as 3-hydroxyacyl-CoA dehydrogenase type-2. The coding region runs from base 233 to 1081 and encodes 282 amino acids. The record is from RefSeq and is a predicted model, not a curated record. NCBI's taxonomy places the organism in Eukaryota, Fungi, Basidiomycota, Tremellomycetes, Trichosporonales, Trichosporonaceae. The transcript is spliced from 3 exons.
CAGCGACACAGCCCCGAUGCGCGGCGGUACGUCCUCCACGUCCCCCUUGGCCGUCCCCGGGCGACGGAGCUCGCACUGUGGUAUCCGCCCGACACCACAUCCCCGCUCAUCGGACCAGGACACCGCCUCCUCUCUUCAUCGCGAUGACCAGCCCUAAGAUGAUGCCAGUAUAUAGUCGCCUGGUCAACUACCAGCAGCCACGUCUGACAACUCUACCAUACCCUCAGACACCAUGAAGAUCGAAGGCAAGGCGUUCAUCAUCACGGGCGGCUGCGGCUCGAUCGGCGGUACAACCGCUCGCAUGAUCCUCGAGAGGGGCGGCUACGCGGUCGUCUUUGACGUCCUCGACGAGGCUGCUGGAACUGCCAAGGUCAAAACCUAUCCUCACCCCGAGAGGGCCCUCUACUUCAAGACCGACAUCUCCGACUACGACAGCGUGUCUGCGGCAACGACGGCGGCACUCGCGGCCAUUCCAAAGGGGUCGCUCGCCGGCGGAGUCCACUGCGCAGCCAUUGCUCCUGGUGCCGACUGGAGCCACCACCUCAAGGACUCGGUUCCGAGGUUCGCCAAGGUCCUCCAAGUCAAUGUCUACGGUACCUUUGUGGUCGACGCCUGUAUCGCCGAUGCCAUCAACUCACAGUACCCCGACGACGGACCAUUUGCUCCGCGAACCACCGAGGAACGAGGCAUCAUCAUCAACAUUGCUUCAGUGGUUGCUCGCCCCGUUCCCGCUCGCUGCAUCACGUACGGACCAUCCAAGACGGCCGUGUUAGGCAUCUCGGCCGGCAUGGCCGACUUCCUCGGGCCUUUCGGUAUUCGCUGCUGCACCGUGUCUCCGGCGGUGGUCGCCUCGGCAAUGAUGAGUCCUGACCGCAUCCCCUACUUUGAAACCGAGCUCGACGCCGCCACCAUCUUCCCGCGCCGUCAGUCGGACCCAGCCGAGGUUGGGCAGGGCAUCGUCUUCCUCAUUGAAAACUCAAUGAUGAAUGAUUUCGAGCUGCGUGUUGACGGCGGAUGGAGGAACUCGUCCAACUGGGCUGGUCCUAAAGACCCGCGCGCGAAUGCCCUGUCUUUGGAGUAGGUCAAUUGUAGCUCGGUAUGCAUCUGAGGUAGAUUCAUG